UACCAUUGGAGGAGACGAGAUCACAGCCCUCUUUCUCUCUCUGUCUAGCAUCACACCUCCUUGCUAGCUUCACCCACCUGGACUAUCCCAGGCUCUUGUGUCCAAAUGUUUCUGCAUAUAAGAACUUCCAUAGCCACAGCGUUUGCCUCUUCAUCCUAACUUUAGUCAUCCAACAAGAGCUUAACCUCCAUGGCUAAGAGUAAAAAGAUUUUCACCAACACCCUCAGGCUCCUUGCCUUGGCUGCUACUGUGGUUGCAAUUGUCUUCAUGGUCACCAGCCAUGAAUCUGCCCAAGUCUUGAACUUAACAUUCACUGCAAAAUAUAGCAACACACCAGCAUUCAAGUACUUGGUGAUUGGAGAGGCAAUUGCAGGUGGAUACACCGUUAUAUCUAUCCUUCUCUCGUUCAAAGGCCUGUUUUGGCGCUUGAUUGUAAUCCUAGAUAUGGUCACAACAGUGCUACUCACAUCAAGCAUUUCUGCUGCGGUGGCAAUAGCUCAAGUGGGCAAGAAAGGGAACACUCAUGCUGGUUGGCUACCAAUUUGUGGACAGGUUCCUGAUUUCUGCGACAAUGUGACUAUAGCUCUUAUUGCUGGUUUUGCAGCAGCAAUAAUUUACUCUGUGCUUCUUCUCUGUUCUCUCUAUGUUGUCCUCAGUCCUAUUUUUGUUGCAAUACCUUAGAUAAGCUUCCUUUGAGUAAAGACUAAAGAUACUGUAAUUUCAUCUAUACAAUUUGGUUAGCUUAUAUGCCUUCUCUGUUUCUCAAGGACUGCUUAACCUGUUAAAGAAUAUAUGCACUUCUUCCCCGACUGAUGAUCAUUUAACAUAUCGGUGUAGCAUGCUUGCUUUAGUUAUUGUCUUGUAGAUAUGACAGUAGGAACCCUUAGAAAGGAUUUUCUUGGGAAUCUUCAUAUGGCUUGCUGUUUGAGGCAACCACCUC
Molecule: messenger RNA, 940 nt
Organism: Populus euphratica (Euphrates poplar)
Lineage: Eukaryota; Viridiplantae; Streptophyta; Magnoliopsida; Malpighiales; Salicaceae
Product: CASP-like protein 1C2
Exons: 3
Coding region: 190-681 (163 amino acids)
Source: RefSeq, a predicted model, not a curated record